AUGUCGAACGAUCGCACCUCUCCCAUCUCUGUUCCCAACCCAGAGAACCGCCAUCGCCGGGGCUCCAUCGCUGAUAUCUUCUCCAAGUCAAGCAAUACCAACCAGGCCAGCCAGAGCAACCAGGCUAACCAACGCCGGCUGUCCAUCAGCACAUUGGGGCUCUCAGGAUCUCCCACCCAAACAGCCUUUGGGAACCAGAACUUCCGCCGGGGCAGCAUCUCGAGCUCGCUCGGUUCCGUUCCCAAUACCGACGACGCGAUUGCGGAGGAUGCAGAGGAAUCCCCCAACUCGCAAUUUGCGAGACGGGUCUCCUUUGGUGCACAGGCACUACGUGAUGCACGUGGAAGCACAGGCAAUGGCGAAGGCUUCAACUGGUCCGAGGCCCUCCGGUCCCGUGCCGAACGAGCUCCCUCGCUCGGUGCCCCGGUCUCCCCACAGGCUCAACAGCGCCAGUCCGGCUACCACCAGCGUGCCGCGUCCAUUGCUUCGAUGGAGCAACCCGGUCGGGAAAUGCCCAGACAGGCCAAGCAGAACAAGCCCGACUUCUUCCAGGAGAAGAUCCUCAGGGGCGACUUUAUGGACUAA
This is a messenger RNA of Penicillium canescens, 585 nucleotides long. RefSeq lists its product as uncharacterized. The record is from RefSeq and is a predicted model, not a curated record. The transcript has 2 exons. The coding region runs from base 1 to 585 and encodes 194 amino acids. Lineage: Eukaryota; Fungi; Ascomycota; Eurotiomycetes; Eurotiales; Aspergillaceae.